GGCCUUGCCGUUCCGGGGCGCGCGGCGCGGGCGGGCGGGCGGGCGGGCAGGAUGGGGCUCACGGUGGAGAGCCUGAAGGAGGCCAUGAGGUACAUGGUGGAGUCGCAGGGCUUCGACCGGGUGCUCCGCAAGAUGAAACUUCUUUCUGCAACUCCUGGAAAAAUUGUUUGUGAAAUGAAAGUAGAGGAGGAGCACACAAACCGAGGUGGCACAUUACAUGGGGGUUUGACAGCCACACUUGUGGAUGUGGUGUCAACAGCAGCAUUGUUGUACACAGAACGAGCAGCACCUGGGGUCAGUGUGGACAUGAACAUCACAUACACUUCUGCUGCUAAGAUUGGAGAAGAGAUACUGAUUACAGCUCAGAUUUUGAAGCAAGGAAGAAAUAUUGCAUUUGCCAGCGUGGAUUUAACAAAUAAGGCAACAGGAAAGUUAAUUGCACAAGGUAGACAUACAAAGUAUCUAGGAAAUAAUAAGAAAGCAAUUUAAAAAAUAAUAAUGUUGGGCUUAAAAAUCCCAUAUAGAUUGAUUUUCUCAUUUAUGCAAAAAGACAUCUGCAUGGAGUUGUGGUAGUCUAUAUAGAGUAAAUUUGUCUCACUCCAAUAAUAAAUGAACAGAUUUCUUAAUUACCACCAGUAUUGCUACAAGCCUAAAAUUAGUGCCUAUUUUGGGAUGAACAACAGGAUGUAAUAGCAUGAGGAUGCAUCUGACUGGUUUUGGUUAAGAUAGCAAAAGGGGAGAGCCUUUGUACCAAACAUACAGUUUACCAAAAUGACAGUGUUUUAAGAGUUCUCUUUUUUCUUUCCCUGUGGUGUCAUCAUGUUAGAAAGCAACCCUGUCUUCAGGCACCUGACACUCACAUUCAAACACCACUAUAUAUGCUUACAAACUGAACUGGUUCUGUAAGAUGGUAGUACAGAGUUCCCAUAACAUAACGUGAAACUGGUUUGAAAGUGUAAAGUAGGCUAAUACAAAAUGUAAUUUACUGAUGAUGUAAAAAAUUCACAAGUAUUCAAUAAAGCUUUCUGAAACUA
This is a messenger RNA of Tyto alba (common barn owl), 1034 nucleotides long. It is a transcript of the gene ACOT13, whose product is annotated as acyl-CoA thioesterase 13. Lineage: Eukaryota; Metazoa; Chordata; Aves; Strigiformes; Tytonidae. The coding region runs from base 52 to 489 and encodes 145 amino acids. The transcript has 3 exons. The record is from RefSeq and is a predicted model, not a curated record. Gene Ontology annotation, molecular function: fatty acyl-CoA hydrolase activity.